Messenger RNA from Tripterygium wilfordii, 1925 nucleotides. Its product is annotated as heparan-alpha-glucosaminide N-acetyltransferase-like. The record is from RefSeq and is a predicted model, not a curated record. The transcript is spliced from 13 exons. NCBI's taxonomy places the organism in Eukaryota, Viridiplantae, Streptophyta, Magnoliopsida, Celastrales, Celastraceae. The coding region runs from base 196 to 1638 and encodes 480 amino acids.
UUAACGAAUAACGAUUCUCUCCCCCUUCUCUCGCUAUAUAUACCCAACAAUGCACUAACCAUUCAAACAAACUCAUCUCCUCCCAACAACAACAACAACGCCGCAAGAAGAAGAAGAAAAAGAGGUUGGGAUUCUUCUUAUUUUUCAGGAUUGGUAGGAUAAAAAAGAUUUUAUUUGGUUUUGGAGAGUCUAUUAAUGGGUAUGUAUGAGCCUAUUAAAGGAGGAGAAGAUGAUUUUGAGACUAGAAAUAGGAAUUCGUUGAUGAGGAUCGACAAUGGUGAUGUUGAAUCGGCGAUCCAGAUCUCGAAUACCAAUAAUGCUUGUACUGUUAUUAUGAACAAAGAGGUUGAAGAAAAAGAUCCGUUGGUGCUUUCGCCUUCCAACUCCAACAAGCACCACCACCACCACCGUCACAAUCAACCACCACAACAACAACGGCAGCAGCAGCGACAACCGCGGCUUGUCUCGCUCGACGUCUUUCGGGGUCUCACUGUUGCGCUUAUGAUACUAGUGGAUGAUGUGGGAGGACUCGUGCCAGCUAUUAAUCAUUCACCAUGGAAUGGACUAACCCUUGCAGACCUUGUCAUGCCAUUUUUUCUCUUUAUUGUUGGCGUUGCCCUCGGACUUACUUACAAGAAAUUGUCUUGCCGGACCAGUGCAACUAAGAAAGCAACAUUGCGAGCUUUGAAGCUUCUUUUAGUAGGCAUUGUUCUUCAAGGAGGUUUUUUUCAUGGCAUAAACAAUCUAACUUAUGGAGUUGAUAUUCGGCUAAUGAGACUGAUGGGGGUAUUGCAGAGAAUUGCACUAGCAUAUAUAGUGGCAGCAGCAUGUGAGAUUUGGCUGAAGGGCGAGGAUGAUACUGGUACAAAACUGUUGGCGCUGAAGAAGUAUCGUUUUCAGUGGGUUGUCGUUUUGGUUCUUUCCGUUAUAUAUCUUUCAUUGUUAUACGGCUUGUAUGUUCCUGACUGGGAAUAUCAGAUUCCAGUUGAGACCUCAUCUUCAGCACCGAAAAUCUUUUCAGUGAAGUGUGGAACAAGGGGUAACACUGGACCAGCUUGUAAUGCUGUUGGAAUGAUUGAUCGUAAAGUAUUGGGCAUUCGACAUCUAUAUUUGAAACCAGUCUACGCACGAACUAAGCAAUGCAGCAUAAAUUCCCCAGAUUAUGGCCCACUACCUUCUGAUGCUCCUUCAUGGUGUCAAGCCCCUUUUGAUCCCGAAGGAAUUCUGAGUUCAGUGAUGGCCAUUACAACUUGCUUGGUUGGUUUGCACUAUGGCCACAUCAUUGUCCAUUUUAAGGAUCACUGGGAUAGGAUCCUCCACUGGACGAUCGUAUCAUCAUGUCUUGUCGUCCUGGGCCUUGGUUUGGACUUCUUUGGGAUGCAUAUAAACAAGGCUCUUUACACAUUCAGCUACAUGUGUGUGACUGGCGGAGCUGCUGGCCUUCUUUUUACCGCAAUUUAUGUGAUGGUUGAUGUGUGUGGAUUUAGGCGUGUAAAUAUGGUGUUCGAGUGGAUGGGAAAGCAUGCUUUGAUGAUUUACGUCCUCGCAGCCUGCAAUGUACUCCCUGUGAUGCUACAGGGAUUCUAUUGGAAGCAGCCUCAGAACAACAUUCUUAGCUUGAUAGGAAUUGGAAAAUGAAAAUUAUGGCAACAAAUUGUGUUGCUACCUCAGCCAUCGCCUUCGCAACUGCACGAUCUUAUCAUGCUGACCCGCUGGAACCUGGAAAGCACAUUUUCUCUGAUUUCUUUGGUUACAGCAAACUAAGCACAUGAAAAUUGAGCAUAGCUUUUGUAAAUUUCAUAGGCAAAAACAGCCGGCGCAUAUAUUCGGAGUAUCUGUCUAUCUAUCUAUCUAUCUUCUCUUCUCAAUAAUGUAAGCGGAUCUAAAUUUUCAAUAUCGAAGUAUUAUCUAUUCACUUACUAUAA